AUGGCAUGGGAGCUCAUUGAGGUCCCGGGCAACCUGAAUCCCUCUCUCCAAGACUCUACAGUUGAUGUGGUGGCCGCCAAGAUUGAUCCCAAGCUAGCCAAUACUCUCAUUAGGCAGUUAAGCCAGGUAUGCCCUUUGGAGAAUCUUAGGCAUGUAAAGCGUGUACGUCAACGUACUGAAUGUGGUGGAAAAUCUGAGUUAUCAAUAAUCCUAUGUGUUUCUACUGGGUCUGAAAGCAUAAAGUUUUCUGAAGAUCUACAAAAGAUAGUGGAUACUUAUCAGUUGCCAAGUGUUUUGCUACAUCAAAAGAGGAGUGGGAGGAACAGUGCAAACUUUGGCCAACAUCUUACCAUCCUGCACAUGAGUAAUGCUGCAAUCAUUGUUGAUCCGUCAAGCAUGCAAAUAAUUGCAAAGGCCACGGACCAGACACACAAGCAUGAUAUGCCUGUAGAAGGGAACGCGUUUUCUGAAGCGAAAGCAGAUGUUACCUGUUCUUUGAAUGAAUCAACUGAUAAUGACAGCAAUUUGUCGCUGCCAGGAACUUUUUUUCCUAAACACAACAGUUUGAACAUGGAAAUUUCAUCUAUAAAUCCUUGGGGAUGGAUGAAAAAAAGGACUUGUGGGCAGAAGCCAUUGCCAUAUUCAAAUGGCAAUCCAGAGAACUGUUGUGAUAAUGAACCAGCGAAAAGGCUAAAGACGGAUACAAAAGAUAAUGAGCAAUCGGCAUCUGAAUCAUUCUGCGGUGACUUGUCUGAAACCAGCAGACCAUAUCUCUGCACAGGAUUUGAUAUCUACCUUGUUUGGGAACCAUGCACAAUGUGUGCAAUGGCACUUGUACAUCAUAGAUUCAAGCGCGUGUUCUACGCUUUCCCCAAUCCUGUUACCGGAGCACUUGGUGGAGUCCACAGGAAUGCUGAUCCAACAUCCUGUUCCAUUUUAUUUGGAGAAAAGGAUCCUGAUUUGCACUAUGGAUGUCAUUUUUUUGCACAAGGGCUUCAGAUUAGGCCUAAACUUGUCCUUUUGUAUCAUUAA
Molecule: messenger RNA, 1032 nt
Organism: Miscanthus lutarioriparius
Lineage: Eukaryota; Viridiplantae; Streptophyta; Magnoliopsida; Poales; Poaceae
Source: the annotation of a GenBank genome assembly